AUGAUCGUUAGUCCUCUCCCAUCGCAAGACCACCACCACACCUCUAAACUAGCCCUCAGUCAAUCCUCAACCCGUUAUUUCCAUCUCUCCAACAUGAAGUUCCAAACCCCCCCAAUCGUCUCAAUCCUCCUAGCUGCUACAGCCUACGCCGCACCCGCCACCCGCCAUCAAACCAUCAACCCGGUUGCCAGACUCACCGCAAGAGACUCAAUCAACGACUGCGGCGACUCUUCCUUCACCAACGAGUCCACCGGCGGCGGAACUUGGGAAGUCGAUGGCCGUACACAGCACCAACUGGUCCAAUACGGCACUUGUGGGUUCGACGUCGAGACCAAAGCCAAAGGUUUCAAAAUCGGUAACCAGGAUAUCAUUGACUUGAUCAAUUCUUCUAUCGAACAGUUUCAGUGGAAUGGUGUGGUAGGUUCCAAGGGCGAUAUGUCCUGCCAGGACCUCAUUUCACAUGUAUCCGUUUUCUGGGGUCUUUACCACACUUAG
Messenger RNA from Penicillium riverlandense, 495 nucleotides. RefSeq lists its product as uncharacterized. The transcript has a single exon. NCBI's taxonomy places the organism in Eukaryota, Fungi, Ascomycota, Eurotiomycetes, Eurotiales, Aspergillaceae. The record is from RefSeq and is a predicted model, not a curated record. Bases 1 to 495 code for a protein of 164 amino acids.